This is a messenger RNA of Laccaria bicolor S238N-H82, 627 nucleotides long. RefSeq lists its product as uncharacterized. The transcript has 3 exons. Lineage: Eukaryota; Fungi; Basidiomycota; Agaricomycetes; Agaricales; Hydnangiaceae. Gene Ontology annotation, biological process: mitochondrial respiratory chain complex IV assembly. The coding region runs from base 1 to 627 and encodes 208 amino acids. Gene Ontology annotation, cellular component: membrane; mitochondrion. The record is from RefSeq and is a predicted model, not a curated record.
AUGGUUUUAAUCGGAAUUAUACCGUUUUUUACCUUUGCGCUGGGGACUUGGCAAUUGAAGCGACUCAAGUGGAAAGUCAAUCUCAUAGAUGAGUUGGAGGAGAAGCUGCAGCUGCAGCCCAUUUCAUUGCCCAGGAAAAUAAACCUCUCCGUGAUACCAGAUUUUGUUUUUCGGAAGGUUGUUCUCAGAGGCACAUGGGACCACUCUCAUACGAUAAUUCUGACUCCUCGUGUUCGAGAAGGUAUUCAUGGAGUUCACAUCGUCACCCCUCUAGUCCGUCAGAAUGGCACUACUAUCCUUGUUGAUCGUGGCUUUGUUUCAAAAGAGAAUGCCUCAUCACCGGCGCUUCAGCAGGAGUUGGGCGAAGUGGAGGUGUUGGGGAUGCUUCGAACGUCACAGUCCCGCAAUCUCUUCACGCCUGAUAAUAAACCCGAAGAUGGGAAGUGGUAUUGGACUGAUGUCGAUGCAAUGGCAGACUAUGUUGGAGGAGAGCAGAAUGAUGUUCAGCCCGUCUUCGUAGAACAAAUUUUUGAAGCUGAGACUAGGCUGAAGAAAGGUAUCCCCAUUGGCCGCCCCGCCACAGUUGAUUUGAGAAAUGCUCAUCUAUCAUAUGUUAUUACCUGGUGA